Messenger RNA from Podarcis lilfordi (Lilford's wall lizard), 10039 nucleotides. NCBI's taxonomy places the organism in Eukaryota, Metazoa, Chordata, Lepidosauria, Squamata, Lacertidae. The record is from the annotation of a GenBank genome assembly.
AUGGUACCACACAGUCUUGUCAUCCUCGCCAUCAAAGGUAAACUAUUAAUAUGUAACAGGCAAUAACAAAGCAGCUUCAGAUCAAAUUAAUUAUUCACUCAAUGCAACACACUCUACAACUCUAUUUUUUAAACUAGUAAAUCUGCAAAGGGAAUACAUUUUCUCGAUACCAGAUUAAAACAUUUAUGGAUGUUAAAAAAGAAAUAAAGAUAGCUCUUUAGCAAUUUUUUUAAAAAAACUGAAAAAACAGCAGUCUUUAAUGUUUACUUCCAACCAAUUCAUAGCACUAAACCUUUUAGUUAGGUAAUUUUAGAUUCUGGACUUAAUAGUCUCCAGACAAACACCCCCUUUCUUUAGAUGGCCAUGUGUGUUGAUUCACUUACUUCUAUUAAUUCCUUUAAUAGUGUGUGUGUGUGUGUGUGUGUGUGUGUGUGUGUGUUGAAACACUGCUUAAUACAAAGUGUUUGUUUUCUUUGUGGUAGUAAUCCAGGAAAGUGCUUCUAUGUUUAAUGAUUUUUGCCUGAAGCAAAACUCUAUGUAUAUUGAGAAAGUUUUGCUAAAAUGAAACAUUUGUAGGGAUUUUGAGGGAGGACAGAUGUCACUGAAGAAAAUUAGCAACAUUUACCCAGGGAAGGUCACAUACUCUUACGCUAUCCAGUCACGUUACUUAAUGCUAUUGGAAGUAAAUUUGGAGGCGUCUGUGCUAGCAGAAUAUGUGUAGAACAUUCCCUGGGAAAUUAAGGGAAAUCCAGCAACACAGGCGGAAUUUCUCAGGGGGUGGGGAGCUGCACACACCCCUACAAACAUCAAACCAACAUUACUUGUGAUUGCAUUCUAUAGGUAUGGCAUUGUUGCAAUUGGUAUGUGGAGAUGAUUUGAAAACCGCUUGCACAGUGAGUGUUCCAUCUAUUAGGCCUGACAUACAGCCCAGGUAUGGUGGGGUUCCAUGUCCCUAGACGGGAGGGAAGAAACUCUCCUUUCAAUGAAAGUAAUAUGCUGAGCUGCUCUUUAAGCUACAGCUGUGUGGAACAGCCUAGUGCUGUUGCUCAUAAUUAUAAUUACAGGACACUAUCCUAAAUGUCUGAAUUACGGAAUACUCUACUCAUUUCCAGGGUAGGAAGCACCAGCUUUUGUUUCUUCUGUUCCUUUCUUAUAUUUCUUAUAUUGCUUCAGACCCAUUCUUUUUCCUCACUUUCUUUUCUGUACACUCCUACCUUGAUAUACAAGAUGCAUUGUGCAACUUUUAUGACCCCAUGGACUUACACUGCUGAAUUGGCUUUUAAUAAUAAUAAGUCUGUUUCAGCUCUCUCUAUAUCCUUUUAUGGCUGUUUAUGCUGUUGUGUGUGGUGGACUGAAAACACUAAUAUGAUCUAUGCCAUUGAAGAUUUCAUAUAUACCAAGGGUUAGUUCUCACUGAAGUGAUAGAACUGUGUAUUAGACUGUAAAACUUCAGACUGAAGGUAAAGAAUAUUCUAAACAAACAAACCAGCUACACACAAGCCUUCUUCAGGCAUUAUCACCAAAGAAGGAACACAGGAAGACUGGGGUGUGGGAAGGGGGUCCCAUUUUGCCCCACCCUGCAGCCCAGUGGCUCCGUAUACGAUUACUGUGAACUUCUGCCUGGACCUUUCUCACUACAGAGAUUCACUGUAAUCAUGGAAAGAGCAGGUCCCCCAUCCCUGGGGGAGCAACAUGUAUAUCACUGAAGUCCCACUCUACUCAUGUUUCUUCUUCUUCUAAUAGUGCCUAAAGAAGGCUAAAAACAAACAAACAAGGGUUCUCAAUUGACCUGGCAUGCUAGGGUUAUGUUUUUAUUUUUUAAUGUGCAGUGAAUUUAUUCGGAAUAGAGGAGCCGAAACUACAGACUGCAAUGGUACAGGCCCAACACGUCUUUACUAUCUUGGUGAGAACUAGACUCAGCUUAAAACUAUUCAAGGUGUUUGUCUUCUGAAAUGUCCUAAGGCUUUUUAGAACAAUCUACAAUCUAUACGGGAAACAAUGCAAAGGAAGAUAUGUGUUUGCUAGGUUGCGCUCUGAUUCUCAUAUGCAUGUCCAUCGCAUAAUUCAUCAUUGUUUAAAGCACAAGUGCAAGUAGAUAAAUAGGUACCGCUCUGGCAGGAAGGUAAACGGCGUUUCCGUGCGCUGCUCUGGUUUCCCAGAAGCGGCUUAGUCCUGCUGGCCACAUGACCCGGAAACUGUCUGCGGACGAAUGCUGGCUCCCUCGGCCUAUAGAGCGAGAUGAGCACGCAACCCCAGAGUCAUCCAAGACUGGGCCUAACGGUCAGGGGUCCCUUUACCUUUUUAAAUAUGCAACAUUUGAUGGCUUGCAGCUGAAUGGGUAAACUGCCUCAAGACAUUUUGGGGCCUGAAGUCAAGGGAAGGAUGGAAUUUGAAUCAUACCUCAUUGCCGGUGAUAGGACAGCAUUGUGCUGCACCUGAAAGUAGCAGCGUCCCUGCCCGCAGGCUCAUAAAUUGAAAGGACACAAGGAGAAGGGGAUUCAGAAGGGAGAGGAAAACAAGCAACUCAAUUCUAAAUGUUACAAGGCUCUUAUAAUGACCACCUGGGAUGGAGAUUGACUACUCACUGUUGAAAAAACAGGCCUUGUUGUUCCUCUAAGAAAAAAACACUUGGUGAUCAGAACUUCCUGAAAGUGGUGGUAAUAUAGUUGGAAUGUGUGGUCUUCUCUGACCACCUGACCACCUGAAAGUGAAGGUGGCCUCCCACGCUCCCAGUAAGGCAAAUAAAUGCUACCUUAUCCAAGGGCUUUCUACAUGCUAAAUCACGGGCCUCAUCACAAUGAUGGCACCAUGCCCACACAUACCGUAUUUUUCACUCUAUAAGACGCACUUUUUCUCUCCUAAAAAGAAAGGGGAAAUGUGUGUGCAUCUUAUGGAGCGAAUGCAGGCGGGAGGCUCUGCUCAGCGCUCCCUUUAAAGAGCCGCACGGAGCGUGUGUGCGGCUCUUGGGGGCUUUUCCCCGAGGAGGGAGAAGGGACUGACAGGCUGCCCUUCUCCCUCCUCGGCUCCCUCCACAGGCUCGGCUCUUGCUCGCUUUUCCAGGAAGUGGGAAAGAGAUGAAGGGCAGCCUGUUGCUUUCGCUGAAGCCAGAACAGCAAGAGGGAUAGCCACACGAAGCCUCUUUAGCGCAGCGGGAGCGUUCCUCCCACUGUGCUGAAGAGGCUUUGCGUUGCGUUGGCCUCUUCAACAACAUUUGAUUCAGAAUAUUUUUUUUCUUGUUUUCCUCCUCUAAAAACUGGGUGCGUCUUAUGGUCGGGUGCGUCUUAUAGAGCGAAAAAUGUAUACUAGUAGACACCACCCUUUUGCAUAUGCAAACUGUAUUACAAUAGCUACUAGAGACAUAAAAUAUAAUUAUGCUAACAAUCACAGUGAAUGCUUUUUUAAAAAAUUCUCAGCGCGUAUACUUCUGUCCCAAAUCAUAUCCCACAAAUAUAGUUUCCUUUACUGCUUCUUGCUACUAUAAAAAUAGCUGCUAGCUUGUUGAAAUAUAUAAAUAUUUGGAUGACCUGCGAAGGGCACGCUUAUAUGUAUUGCCCUAGAGGCAUUCAUCUUGUAUUUCACACAAGUACUGCCUUUUUAAACAUCCCUUAUCAUUUUCUACUGCUAACAAAUGAGGUUCACUGACACAAAGUUGGCAAGGAAGGAGUGAGGAUAGAAAUGUCCAUGAUUCGGUGGUAGGGGUGAUUUCAAAGAUCUAUUUCUUCUGUCAGUACACACCACCAAUUGCAGUAAUUGAUGUUUCAGCCAUUACACCACCGGCUUUCACAGACAAUGUAGAUAAUUAACCAGGCUCCACUUUUGGAUGAUUAUUUCUAUCCUCCGAGGAACUUGACGGUAUAAUGGACAAAAUGUCAAGAAUAAUUAGGAAUAAUGAUAGUGGCAGAUAUGCUGCCAGACCUAAAAUAGGGUUUUGCCUUGUCUUGGGGCAGUGGGGAGCACGGCUCAGGGACAUGAGAAUUCAAUUCUGUGGUUUAUAUGUUCCUUGGGAGAUUGUUAACAUUUUUCAGAAAAUACAAAGUGGAAAUGAGAGUGCUCUUAACACAUCUCAAAAUAUGUUUGAAUGAAAUUAGUCAAACAGCUUAUGCAUGUCUUUAAAUUACUAAAAAUGUCCUGUGUUUUUUGUGGGUGUGUUUUACAAACUUCAGGACAAGCUACCUUAUUAAUAUAUUAUUUAUGCAGCACACAUGCACAUAGGUCAUCAGUAUGCAACCCUUUGCAUCAAAGUUUAAACCUUCCUUCUGUUCUGAAUCCAAGAAAAUAUUAUUUUGCUUUUAUGGAAUGCAAUAUAAUCUGUUUAUUCAGCCACCAUGCAAAAGUGACUGUGUUCCAUAGUUUAAAUAUCACUUGUAUUCUGCAGGUUGAAGGACAAGGGAAGAACAGUAAAGAUUCUUGGCCCUCUUCUGAUACUCCUGGUCCACUCACCCUUACUGGACCUCUGUAUUUGGGAGGUACCACUGCCCUAUCAUUGCUGUGUCUUGAAAGAUGCAUCACAACAGUUGCACAACAACUGUGCAACUUACCCCUUCACUGGUGAGCCAUUACAUUCUCUGACGUGCCAUAACAAAUUAUUGUUUCUCUGUUUGUAUAUGUUUUGAGACUGGCUUUGUAUGUCACCUUGUGAGGACACCUAUCCUGAAAAGUGGGAUAUAAAUACUUUAAUAAAUUAAAUACAAAACAAAUAGCUGUCAGGCCUCAUAUGGUAGCUGAACCAUGCUAGAAUGCUCUAUCUGCAGUCUGUCCAGAGGAUCAAAUCAAAGCAGUAUAAGCCAUGCUCUGGGCACCUGUGUGUGUAGGGUGAUUUUGGCCAGUGGCAGGGGCCCAAAAGAGCAGUCAGGAAGGUCCGAAAGAGCAGUCAGGAAGGUCCAUGACCUCUCUCAAGGUCUCGCAGGAUCUCACAAGGGGAAUGAAGGGUGAGAUCUUAAAGGGCCCUUUUGCCCACCCUUGGUGUUACGUUACAGCCACACUGGGCUAUUUGAGUUGCUGGUUGACAGAGCCAAAAAGGAUUUUGUUCUCCCAAGCUUAACUGGCCCCUUGGCUAGGGUUUUUUCACCUUUCCCUUAGGGACCUAAGGCCUACGUUUGUAAGGAGACGCUUGGGCUCAUGUAUACUAGUGGAAAUGGCAUUGGGAAGGAUCAGCAUAAUAAAGGUGCCGGGGGGGGGGGCGAGGAGAGAGAGAGAAAGAGAGAGAGAGAGAUUGGCCAUAGCAUGCCCUAAGGUCAGUUUGGGGCACAUGCAAAGCUGAAAUUUCUCACUCCUGUCACGUUUGAGGCCAAGGCUCAGCACUAGGUGACUCCCAUGGUGGCUGGUGGGUUUUUCUCUACUCUGAAGGAGAACUAAGGAUGGUUGGAAUGUGGAGUGAGAUCCCUGCCAUACUGCCAUGCCAACCACACUUUCUACUGCAGUCGAUAAAGAUUUGGCCAAUCCUGUAUCUUGCCUAGUUAUUUCAAUGCUGUCACAGAGUCCCAAAUUGUACCUGCCAGGGCAAUCUAUUAGCUACCCCAACCCUCAAAAAUAUAUCCUCAGAUGUUUUGCUGAGCAGCAACCUCUCAAGAGGGAUUACAGUAUUCAGUACGUUUAACUAUUGUAGCCUUAAUAAUUAUUUAUACCAGUGUACUAAGGUCAGUAGCUAGGCUGAGAGGUCUCCCCUGGUUCAUUUUAAAACAACAACAACAACAGCAGCAGCAGCAACAUAUUGUAUUGGCCAUCUUACAAUCUGCUUGCAGGGAGGACGAUUUUAGAGGCAAAUGAUAUAUGUGUGUUAAAAAGUCAACUAUUCUAUGUUCAAGGAUUCUUAUGUUACUCUGGUGUUACUCCAUUGACAAGGCUCUCUUUCAUUUGCUUGUUCUAAAAGUUCCUAAUUUUGCUGCUAUUGACAUAGCUCUUUCAAAUGCUCACCCAGAAACGAAGAGGAGGACUCUUUUCCCAGUUUUGAAGCAAUCAAGGUUCCAUACUUUUUUUCAUCAGUUGUUGCCCCUGAACCCAAGUACUUUGCAGCUGCAUCAGGUGAAUAUAGAUUUAGGCUUUAUGGGCACAGCACAAGUUUGUGAAGCUGAUGUUGCAGAGGUAAGAGGCUUUCACAAUACUUCUAUUUUCUUUUCUCAUUUGAAUAAUCUCACUCAUUGUUUUGAGAGCUUUUCUUUUUAAAAGACCCAUAAUCUCAUUUAGUGAUUAAUAACUAUCUCCUUGUCUUUAAAAAGAGUAUCAGCAGCUACCCAGAUGUUCCUGUUGGCUGUCUUAAUGAUUCACACAGUGCAUUGCAGGCUAAUGCUUCUAACUUGAUUUCUGUUAACAUCUUGAGGGCUGGCAGCCUUUUGUCAUAUCUUAAACAAGAAGGAAACCUAUGAACUGCUAGAGGGUUGGCAUCCUUUUCUUGUGUUCUAUCAGAAAAAAGUCUGUAUGGUAGUAUUCUUCCUACUGAGAAACACAAAACAUCAAACAUGUUGUCUCACAACUGCUGAGGAUAAUAGGGAAAUGGGUGGUUCAGUAAUCUCUAAAGAAAGAUACCAGUUCAAUAUUUGAUAGAAUUUUCUUUUAUUUCUGACCAUGUCACAUCUUCCUACCUCUCUAAUUAAUGCAUUUUACCUUCCUCAGAUCACCCCUCUGAUCUCUCACCUUGCUAUUUCUUCUUCUUCGCAAGGGACAAGGUAUUGUACUUGAACACACACUGGAGUGCUAGCCCUGGAAUCCAUUCAUUGCUGUGAACUUUCCUUUCCUGCACAAUUUAUCAAGCCCCAAAGUGGGCCUAGUGGUAAAUACACAGCAGCCAGCUGCAACAGCAACCUUACUAGGUCACUUUUUCUUCUCAUGACAUCACUGAGCUCCCAAUUUCUCUAUCCUUCAAGUGACAGACAGUGAAGUUGAGCAAGAACGGAGGAAUCACACUUAAAUGUUGUUUGAGACAGUAUGGGGCUGUUGUUUCAAUACUGGUCUAAGGGGCUUACUCACAUAAGUGCAUCACUUUAUUUUAUAAUUGCUUAAGGCGGUUGCCAACAACAAACACAUGCAUGCACAAUGCUUGGUUUUAUGAUGACUAAUUUUUUCAACAUGGGAUGGCUCACAGCAGAAUACGUGGGCCAGCCUAUUCGAAAUGUGCCCUUUCUGAGAGGAUACAAAAACUCAAAGUAGUGUUUUAUUAGAUGCAGAGGGGCAGAACACCUACAGCUCAUCAAAAUAGCUGCUACUUUACCAUCAGGAAGCCCCAGUGGUCAGCCUGCAACUCCUUUUGCCCCUCACAGCCACACGUGGACCCAGAUAACCAAAAUUCAGCCAGUGAUUCUGGUACUUGCAUAGAUAGGCCACUUCCUUACAAUUCUUUUCUUAUAUCAGGUGUGAUUUUGCCAUGCCAAAGCUUUUCAAAGUCACAGUGGCUGAUUUUCAAUGGUACAAUACCUUUCAGGAUUCAUUCUUGCCAUGCUCACUGGUGAGAAACACUUGUGCAAAGAACAUAAAUGCACAUCCAAAACAAUCAAGACAUGACACCUGAAGAGCAUUACAAUAAUCUUCCAGUAUAGUUUCAUAGUAUACAGAGGUCCCAUUAAAAUUGCUUUAUAUCAUCAGUAGUUCUUAUUACCAGUGGCAUAAACAUCCACACCUUUUUAAUUGUUACUUCUAAUUCCUGGGAAUGGUCUUGGCAACAAACCAUCUAAUUAUGACCUUUUAAAAAGUAUAGUUGAAUGGCUAUAUUGAUUAAGUGGGUGGCUUCUGAGUUAAUAUAACUAGAGGCUGACCUGGCUGAAACUCUGGUUGCUACAACUGCCAACAAAAAUGAUGCCUGUGGUGUGAGACCUGCUCCUCUAUCAGGCUUAAUUAGUCAAAGGCCCAAGAACAGUGGAUUAAGCAUGCAGUUGGUUGUUGCGCUUGACAUAAAACCCUUGGGAUGCAUGAUGCAAUACCUUCCAUAUUGAGAGAGGCAUAGAAAUUACCGUAUUUUUUGCUCUAUAAGACUCACUUUUUCCCUCCUAAAAAGUAAGGGGAAGUGUGUGUGCAUCUUAUGGAGUGAAUGCAGGCUGCGCAGCUAUCCCAGAAGCCAGAACAGCAAGAGGGAUUGCUGCUUUCACUGUGCAGCGAUCCCUCUUGCUGUUCUGGCUUCUGAGAUUCAGAAUAAAUUUUUUCUUGUUUUCCUCCUCCAAAAACUAGGUGCGUCUUGUGGUCUGGUGUGUCUUAUAGAGCGAAAAAUACGGUAUGUCUCUUUUUUUUAAAAAAAGGUGACCUGGAACAUGUGCUUCAGUGGUUUCAGCUCAUGAGUUUAGAAUAGGAACCAUGGGAUGAUUGGGAACCUUUAGGUUAUCAAUAGAAGACAUGCUUCCCACCAUUAAGAUCCUAGAUAUUCAGGCUGUAGCAUAUCCAGCUCGAGAUUUUAGGUGACAAGGCUUGUGAGGUUUUCGAUAUCUACAACCACUCAGAGGAGACAAUAAUGGGCUAAAUGAACCAGUGCCAUAAUGACCCUGUUCACAUGAAAAUCAUGCUUCACCUAUGGGCCUUGGCCUGCUGUCUUCACUGUGAAACUGCAUGCAUUCAGGAAAUAGCUUGAAAUGUGAACUAAGCUUGUUCAAUGUGAACAAGGGUCUCCCCUUGGUACCCUAGACAAACAGGAUAAAGCCAUAGGACUACUAAGUUGGAUGUAGAAUCAUGGAAUAAUUUAAUUGUAAAGUUGGAAGGCAACAUGAGGGUCAUUUAGUUCAAGCCCUUUCAAUGUAGGAAUGUUUUGCCCAACAUGGGGCUCAAACUCACAACCUUGAGAUUAAGAGUUUCAUGCUUUUCCAACUGAGCUAUGAUGCAUAUCAGGUUUUCUUCAUGCCAUUUGCUCAACACAUGGAGCAAACAUGAUCCCACUCACCCAGUCCAGUGUCCACAAAUUCCAAUGAAUGUGUGAAGAGUCAGGUGUAAGCAUUACUGGGGGCACCUGCCAAGGUCCACACACCAGCAGGGGUCUGGGAGAAGGAGCAAGCGAUGCAGCCACCUGUCCACUCACCUGACAUUUUCCUCUCGGCAGCAGUAGGGAGAGAGUUCAGAAGCAAGUUGAGAGUGAAUGGUGGGGGAGAGGAGGGGGACCCUGAGGAUACCCUGCUCAAAAACCUGCCAUCCCUCACUAUACCUCAGGCAGGUACUGUUGAAGACAACUAGUUUUAAAGCUGCUUCACAUGUUCAUUUACUGCAGGGGUAGGCAACCUAAGGCCCGUGGGCCAGAUGCAGCCCAACCGCCUUCUCAAUCCGGCCCACGGACAGUCCAGGAAUCAGCGUGUUUUUACAGGAGUAGAAUGUGUGCUUUUAUUUAAAAUGCACCUCUGGGUUAUUGUGGGGCAUAGGAAUUCAUUCAUUUCCCCCCCAAAAAAUAUAGUCUGGCCCACCACAUGGUCUGAGGGACGGUGGACCAGCCCACGGCUGAAAAAGGUUGCUGACCCCUGAUUUACUGCAGCUGUUAUAUUAGAGACCACCCUCCAGACCAUGUGAGCAAAAGCCACACACAGGAACAGAUGAAACUGCCUUAUAGCAAUUUAGACCUCUCCCCACCACCACCAAUACUGUCUUUUCUGACUAGUAGUGAUCCUUCUGUGCCUCAGAGGAAGAUCUGGAGGAAGAUCUCAGAAGAUCACUGGAGCUGCCAGAGAAUGAAGCUGGGACCGGCAUGGGCUUUGCCAUUGAGACCAUCCCUCCUCCCACCCCCUCUCCACAUGCCAACAAUUCUCAGACUGAGCAUUUAGAUUCUCCUUGAAGAAUAUAUGUGGGGUAGUACAGCGAUAUUCACAAGGUAAUACAGUUUCCCCCCCUUUUCUUUUGAGGAAUGAAGGAGCAGCUGGCUUGCACAAUGGUGUCAUUCAUUCUACACUUGCAUGGCUUGCAAUGUUUGUUCCAAGCGCUGAUUCAUAGACGUCAGCAUUGUUACAGAUCAAAGAACUUUGCUGGGAAGAGAAAAUAUUUAAUUUCUCACUUUCCUACAAAUUAAUCUGAAAAACCCUUGGCUAAUUAUUACUCUUCUCCUUUGACUUCGUCAUUCACAGGAAUAGCUGGAGAUGAUAAUUAG